GUAAGAGGGUCUGUCGGGCGUUUCUUCCUUUUCAAACUUAAACAAUAGCUAUAUACAGCUUCCACUGUUUCAAAUGUAUUUACUUGAACAGAUUACUACCAAAGUGACAGAUACAAAACUCAUACAGGUGCACAAUUCUCACUGGGAGUGUGUUUGAAUUAACCUGCAAAGCAAGAAUAAUCACCAAGCAACUCUGAAUACUGUGACAAGGACAACCUGUUGACUGGACCAAAAAUGUCUUCUGGAUUGGAACGUGUCAUCCUGUUCUCGAUUCUUGGUCUAGGAGUAUUUCUGAUGCUGUUUUUAAUGUACAAUAAAUCAGCUCCAUCUCGGAUCGGCCCUCCCGAGCCUGCUUUGCCAGGUCCUUACUCAAAAAGACCUGAGAACAGGUCCUUGUCUAAACAGCCAGAGCCAGAAAAGCCCAUCAUGCUGUUGUGGUUCUGGCCUGAAAACCGCAGGUUUGAUUUUAGUGAUUGUGCCACUUUCUUCAACAUUGAUGGCUGCCACCUGACAGAUGACAGGUCUCUGUACAACAAGGCAGACGGGGUGCUCCUCUUUCACAAAUCCAUCAAACACGAUUUAUCCAACUUGCCUCCAUCACCUCGACCACCAUUCCAGAAGUGGAUUUGGUAUCACGUGGAAUCACCUACAAAUACAGCUAGGAUACCUGGUCUAGAGAACCUUUUCAACUUGACCUUGAGUUAUAGGGAGGACGCAGACAUCCCUGUGCGUUGGCGCUUAACUGCAAGGAAAAGCCAGGGUGAGGACUUUGUGCUGCCCAAGAAGGAUAAAUUAGUUUGCUGGAUUGUGAGUAACAAAGAUCCUGCAACUGGAACAGGGGUACGGAAUAACUAUUACAAAGAACUUGCCAAACAUAUUAAAGUGGAAGUCUUUGGCAAGGCCUAUGCAAGGUUCUUGAAAUAUGAGGACUACUACUCAACACUCUCCAGCUGUAAGUUUUACCUCUCCUUUGAGAACUCAGUCCACAAAGACUACAUCACAGAGAAGCUUAACGGACCACUUGCAGCAGGAACAGUGCCAGUAGUAUUGGGCCCACCGCGACAGAACUAUGAAGACUUUGUCCCAGGAGAUUCCUUCAUCCAUAUUAAUGACUUUCCCGAUGCAAAAGCCCUGGCUGAAUUCCUCCUCAAGUUGGACAAGGAUGAUGAGGCAUAUCUGCGCUACUUUCAAUGGCGUAGAAACUUCUCUGCUCAGCAACAUCUGGUUCAACUGAGUCAAGAGUUCAUCCAAUCUAUUUGUUAUGGAUGUGACCAUGUGGGAAAACAUAAAGAAUACAGGGUUGUUCACGACCUUUACAAGUGGUAUUUUGUCUAAUUAGUCACUUAUGAUUAGCUUUUAUCAUAAUUUGCAUGUCUAUUAUCUUCAAUAUACCAAAAAGGUAUCUUGAUUUAUCCCACAGCACAUAGGGAGUGCAUACACCGCAUCGAAUGUUGAUCUGCUGUUCUGCUGGUUCGUUCAGCACUGUGUGUUUUAGUGACCAUCCACAGAUGGGUGUCUGACUGCCAAAAUUUUCGCGAGUUUCUACAUGUAGAAUCACUUUACACUCUGUUUGCACAUUACGGCUGGCUCUCUUUUCAGAGGUGUUAUGUACUCUCGGCCGACAGACACUACCGGUGUCUCCGUGCCUUAUUAUCAACAACUGCUCUGCUUAUGUUUCACCUGGUAAAUCCCUUUACAACUGUGUUAUUGUACAGUGCAUUCGGAAAGAUUUCAGAACCCUUCACUUUUUCCACAUUUUGUUACAUAACAGCCUUACUCUAAAAUGGAUUUUAAAAAAUCCCUAUCAAUCUACACACAAUACUCCAUAAUGACAAAGCAAAAACGGAUUUAUGACAUGUACAGAAGUAUUCAGACCCUUUUCUCAGUACUUUGUUGAAGCACCUUUGGCAGCGAUUACAGCCUCGAGUCUUCUUGGGUAUGACGCUACAAGCUUGUAUUUGUAUUUGCGGAGUUUCUCCCAUUCUUCUCUGCAGAUCCUCUCAAGAUCUGUCAGGUUAGAUGGUGAGCGUCGCUGCACAGGUAUUUUCAGGUCUCUUCAGAGAUGUUCGAUCAGGUUCAAGUCCAAGCUCUGGUUGGGCCACUCAAAGACAUUCAGAGACUUGUUGUUGUUUUGUUGAAAGGUGAACCUUCGCCCCAGUCUGAGGUCCUGAGAGCUCUGGAGCAGGUUUUCAUCAAGGAUCUCUCUGUACUUUGCUCUGUUCAUCUUUCCCUCAAUCCUGACUAGUCUCCCAGUCCCUGCUGCUGAAAAACAUCCCCAUAGCAUGAUGCUGCCACCACCAUUCUUCACCAUAGGGAUGGUAUUGGCGUUGCCUGGUUUUCUCCAGAUGUGACGCUUGUCAUUCAGGCCACAAAGUUCAAUCUUGGUUUCGUCAGACCAAAAAAUCUUGUUUCUCAUGGUCUGAGAGUCCUUUGUGUGCAAACUCCGAGCGGGCUGUCAUACUGAGGAAUGGCUUCCGUCUGGCCAGUCUACUAUAAAGGCCUGAUUGGUGGAGUGCUGCAGAGAUGUUUGUCCUUGUGGAAGGUUCUCCAUCUCCACAGAGGAAUUCUGGAGCUCUGUCAGACUGACCAUCGGGUGCUUGGUCACCUCCCUGACCAAGGUCCUUCUCCCCUGAUUGCUCAGUUUGGCCGAGCGGACAGCUCUAGGAAGAGUCUUGGUGGUUCCAAACUUCUUCCAUUUAGGAAUGAUGGAGGCCACUGUGAUAUUGGGGACCUUCAAUGCUGCAGACAUAUUUUGGUACCCUUCCCCAGAUCUGUGCCUCGACACAAUCCUGUCUCGGAGCUCUACGGACAAUUCCUCAUGGCUUGGUUUUUGCUCUGACAUGCACUGUCAACUGUGGGACCUUAUAUAAACAGGUGUGUGCUUUUCCAAAUCAUGUCCAAUCAAUACAGUUUACCACAGGUGGACUCCAGUCAAGUUGUAGAAACAUUUCAAGGAUGAUCAAUGGAAACAGGAUACACCUGAGCUCCAUUUUGAUUCUCAUCGCAAAGGGUCUGAAAACGCAUGUAAACACGGUAUUUCUGUUAAAUAUUUCCUAUACAUUUGUAAAAAUGUCUAAAAACCUGUUUUAGAAUAAGGCUGUAAAGUGACAAAAUGUGGAAAAAGUGAAAGGGUAUGAAUACAUUCCGAAUGCACUGUAUAUGGUUGUCUCUCCUAGCUACCUUAAGAUGAAUGCACCAACUGUAAGUUGCUCUGGAUAAGAAUGUCUGCAAAAUGACAACAAUUUGAAUUUCAAGUGCUAACUGUCUUUAUUCCACUACUGGAGAAGCAUGACUCAAAUCACCUCAUAUUUCAAACAUCCAGCGUGACAAAAUAUACAUUUUAUUUCAUUCCAUGCCUUACCAUUAAGUUAAUUAUUGCCAAUACAUAUCAACAAAGGGGUUUGCAUUCGGUUUUGAUAUUUCAUAUUUACCAACUGAGAAUUUAUUUGUACAAUUAUAUUGUUGGAGUUAAACAAGCUUAUAUUUUGGGUUGGACGUUGGAUCCUAUUUCUGCUCUUUUAAUCAAUGGCAUCAACAUAUUCGAAGACCAAUGAACCGACUAAUCAACCAACUCUUGCAAAACCGGUGAUAAAUAUGUGAAAAACCAACACAUAUCUUGGUCCAUUUUAGAAUGAAAAACAGUUUAAAUUCAGUAUGUAUCUUCCACUUUGUCAAAAUUGUGCAUGGUUUGUACAAUGAGUGUACAAAACGUUAUAGACGCCUGCUCUUUCCAUGACAGACUAACCAGGUGAAUCCAGGUGAAACCUAUGAUCCCUUAUUGAUGUCACUUGUUAAAUACACUUCAAUCAUUGUAGAUGAAGGGGAGGAGACAGGUUAAAGAAAGAUGUUUAAGCAUUGCGACAAUUGAGACAUGGAUUGUGUAUGUGUGCCAUUCAGAGGGUGAAUGAGCAAGACAAAAUAUUUAAGUACCUUUGAACUGGGUAUGGUAGUAGGUGCCAGGCGCACCGGUUUGUGUCAAGAACUCCAACGCUGCUGGGUUUUUCACAACCGUUUCCCAUGUGUAUCAAAAAGUAGUCCACCACCCAAAGGACAUCCAUCCAACUUGACACAACUGUGGGAAGCAUUGCAGUCAGCAUGGGCUAGCAGCCCUAUGGAACGCUUUCGACACCUUGUAGAGUCCAUGCCCCGACAAAAUUAGGCUGUUCAGAGCGUAAAAAAGGGUUGCAACUCAAUAUUAGAAAGGUGUUCUUAAUGUUUUGUCCACUCAGUGUAAGUUUAUCACUUUUUAACCAAUCCAGUACAUUUUAGUUGAAAAUGAAAAAUGUCAAAGGAUUUAACUUCUGAAAACUGAAACAACAUUUUUUAUCAAACAAAGACAAACAGAUCAAUCCCACUUUUCAAGCCUGCUGAAGGCAUGGCAAACACCACCCCCGGCUCUACCAGGGGCAUGCUUGAGGUGGCCUCCCACAGCUCCGGGAAUGUCAUGUUCUGUGGCCUUGCCGUUCCAUUUCUUGAUUGCCCCUGCAACACAGAAAGAAACACAUUUAGAUAUAUAAUAUACUCAAAGUAAUGGAUAUGUAGCAUCUAUGGCCUCGGUUACACCCGGCACUUAAAUGCAGCUUCUGUCAUCCGGUUACUUCAAGCUGCAUUAGAUCUGAAUGCAGGAAAGUCACAUUGUGCUUGCAUUAGGUUCAGAUCUGCCAGGAUGGGCAUUUGUUCGGAAUCUGACAGUCUGGAUACAAUCAGACCACCGAAUAUGCAUAAGCAAUGUAAAGAGAUGUUGGGGAAAAUAUAACUGUAACAUGCAACAAUUUCAAAGAUUUUACUGAGUUACUGUUCAUAUAAGGAAAUCAGUCAAUUUAAAUAAAUUCAUUUGGCCCGAAUCUAUGGAUUUCACAUGA
Molecule: messenger RNA, 4862 nt
Organism: Salvelinus fontinalis (brook trout)
Lineage: Eukaryota; Metazoa; Chordata; Actinopteri; Salmoniformes; Salmonidae
Product: 4-galactosyl-N-acetylglucosaminide 3-alpha-L-fucosyltransferase 9-like
Exons: 2
Coding region: 235-1335 (366 amino acids)
Cellular component (GO): membrane
Molecular function (GO): alpha-(1->3)-fucosyltransferase activity
Source: RefSeq, a predicted model, not a curated record